AUGGACGCUUCUGUUGAUGCUCGGUCGCCACCGAGACCUGCGGCGAGUGCUGAGGCGGAGAACGCUGCGCUUGCAGUUCAGGUCCUUGAAAUAGGGCAGGAGAAAAAUGGCGUUGUUGAAGCAGUUGCGCACGAUGACGAUGGCCCUGCGAAGUCGAAGAAGUCGCCUCAGGCUGGCUUGAAAAACUACUUUCGAGUCUUUUCGUACGGAACUGCGUUCGACUUUGUACUCAUAGCGUUGUGCAGUAUUACUUCGAUAGGUUCAGGAGUCGCAUUCCCGCUGAUGAACGUCGUAUUUGUGGGCUCAUUUACGACUUACUUUAUUCCAGGUACAACGGUGACAUCUCCCUCGCUUCCGUUCAUCCUGGUGGUUUACGGUGUGCUGUUCCCACCAUUUAUGCGAAUACACAAGAUCACGGAGAAGUACCACGAUGAUGCUUCUGCCAUGGCAUUUGAGAUGUUCUCGUCCAUUCGCAUCAUCGUUGCGUUCGGUGCAGAGGCGAAACUGGCAAGACAGCAUGAAGAUAUGCUGGAUAAGGCUGCGAAGAAUGAAAAAAAGGCCGCUCCUCUGAUGGGGCUUAUGAUGUCACCUAUGAUGGUUGGACAGUAUGGUACUUUUGCCAUUGCCUUUUGGUUUGGUAUCAAGCGAUACUCCGAAGGCAAAGAGGCGAACGUUGGGACGAUAACAGUGGUGCUGUUUUCGGUGAUGAUGGCGCUGAUGAAUAUCAGCAGGGUCGUUUCUCCGAUGAUUGCUAUCGCAAAGGCUGCAACUGCCGCUACCGAACUGUUCGUCACCAUUGACGCACCGGUUCCCAAUACCGCGGGGCUGAAAGAGCCGGAUAUCACUGCAGAUGCUGAUAUUACAUUGGAUAAUGUGUGCUUUUCUUACCCCAGCCGACCGGACGUCCAGAUUCUCAAGGGCCUUGAUCUUGCAUUCGAAGCUGGCAAAGUCACUGCUAUCGUUGGUCCAUCUGGAAGUGGGAAAUCUACCAUUGUAGGUUUGGUACAGCGAUGGUACGAUCUCAGUGGUACGACAGCUUUAGCCGCACCUGCAACCCAGAUAUCCACCUCACCCUCUGCAACCGAAUUGACUCAGGAGAAGAAGGCCGAAGAAAGCAAGAACAAAGAAGAAGAGCCCGAAUUGGGACCCAACACAUGUACGGGAAAUAUAAAGAUUGGCAGCACUGACCUCAGCCAAGUCGAUCUCAAGUGGUGGCGAUCUCAAAUCGGUCUCGUCCAACAAGAACCCUUCCUCUUCAACGACACCCUCUACAACAACGUCGCGUUCGGUUUGAGUGGUACAAGCUAUGAAGGCUUGCCCAAAGAGGAAAAGAUGAAAAUGGUGGAGGAGGCGUGCCGGGAAGCCUAUGCCGAAGAAUUCAUCACAAAGCUACCCGACGGAUACGAUACCAUGGUGGGAGAAAGUGGCAUCAAGUUGUCAGGCGGGCAACGACAGCGUAUCUCAAUCGCAAGGAGUAUCAUCAAACAACCACCUGUAUUGAUUCUGGACGAAGCAACGAGCGCCAUCGAUGUUAGGACUGAGCGUAUUGUUCAGCAAGCACUGGAUCGCGUCUCCAAGAACAGAACCACCAUCGUCAUUGCCCAUCGCCUUUCUACUAUCAGAAGAGCGGAUAAGAUUGUUGUCUUGCGUCAAGGAAAACUCGUAGAGCAAGGUACACAUGAAGAUCUGCUGAAAAUUGACGCGGGUGUCUACUACGGUCUGGUUCACGCACAAGAGAUUGCCAUGGAAGCUGAGCAUACUGAUGACGACAAUGUACUGGAAAAGGUCAAAACUACUCGAUCUGAGGUCAUCGAGAAGCAUACCCACUGGAUCCUAUACGCGCUCGCUAUUGCAGGCAUCUUGGCAAGUGGCGCUGUCUACCCCCUUCAAGCUUGGAUCUUCGCCAGCGUCAUCAAUGUGUUUACACUGCCAAUGAAUGAACUUGUCAGCCAAGGUAACUUCUGGGCAGGCAUGUUCGGUGUACUGGCAGCAAGCACCUUUUUGUCAUACUUCACCAUGGGUGCGGCAUGCCAACUCAUUGCAAUUACAGUCACGCUCAAGUACAGACAAGAGUACCUGGACAACCUUAUUCGGAAACGCAUCGCAUUCUUCGACGACCAGGGGCACAGUCCCGGCUCCCUGACCGCAAGCUUGAGUUCAGAUACGACGCAGAUUCAGCAGCUGAUGGCGACGGAAAUGUCCAUGGCGCUCAUUGCUGUUGUCAAUCUCGUGGGAUGUAUCAUCAUCUCAUUCGUCUACGGUUGGAAACUCUCUCUCGUCGGCCUCUUUGCUGCUCUCCCGCUCAUUCUCGCUGCCGGCUACCUCCGCGUGCGUCUCGAGAUGGAGUUUGCAAAGACAAACGCCAAAGUGUUCGAAAAUAGUAGCCAGUUUGCUGCUGAAGCUGUUGGCGCUUUUCGUACUGUACUCAGUCUUAUCAUGGAGGAUAUGAUCGGGAAUCGGUACGAGUCACUACUACAGGGCCAUGUUACAAAGGCCUUUUCAAGCGCAAAAUAUAGCACUGCAGUCUUUGCAGCGAGUGAUAGCGUUGAACUGGGGGUUAUGGCACUUACGUUUUGGUAUGGUGGUACUUUGCUUGCGUCCCGAGAGUACAAUAACGUCGACUUCUUCGUCAUCUAUCAAGCAAUCGUACAAGGCGCCGUCGCAGCGGGCAUGUUCUUUUCUUUUGCACCCAACAUGGCCCAGGCGACGGCUUCCGCGAACCGCAUUAUCAGCAUGCGUCCGCAAAAUACCUCAGGCCCUUCCAAAUACCAGCCGUUGGAACAAACUACCCAAGGCGGAAGUAUCGAGUUCCAGAACGUAUAUUUCACAUACAAGUCGCGCGAAGUACCCGUCCUAUCCAACCUCAACAUACACGUCCGCCCAGGCCAAUUCGCCGCUCUUGUAGGCGCCUCCGGCUGCGGCAAAUCAACGACCAUCUCGCUCCUCGAGCGCUUCUACGACGCAUCAUCCGGUCGUAUCCUCUUCAACGGCUAGGACAUCACCUCGCUCAACGCAUCCGAAUACCGCAAGCAAAUCAGCCUCGUCAGCCAAGAACCUACACUCUACGAGGGUACAAUCCGUGAAAACAUCGCGCUAUCCGUCGACGCCGCAAGCGACGAGGAUAUCGAGAAGGCAUGUCGUGACGCCCAGAUACACGACUUCAUCACCUCGCUUCCGAAUGGGUAUGAGCAGCGGCUGGGGCCAAAGGGCUUGUCGUUGUCUGGGGGUCAGAAACAGCGGUUGUCGCUUGCGCGUGCGCUGCUUCGUAAGCCUAAACUCUUGUUACUGGAUGAGGCGACUUCUUCGCUGGACUCGGAGUCGGAGAAGUUGGUGCAGGAGGCUAUUGAGCGUGCUGCAGGAGAGGGGAGUAAAACGGUUAUUGCGGUUGCGCAUCGUCUUGCUACGAUUCAAAAGGCGGAUGUUAUCUUUGUGAUGGGGAGUGGUAAGGUAUUGGAGAGGGGUGACCAUCAGAGUUUACUGAGGAAGAGGGGAGUUUAUUGGC
This is a messenger RNA of Pyrenophora tritici-repentis Pt-1C-BFP, 3502 nucleotides long. The record is from RefSeq and is a predicted model, not a curated record. Lineage: Eukaryota; Fungi; Ascomycota; Dothideomycetes; Pleosporales; Pleosporaceae.